Messenger RNA from Podarcis lilfordi (Lilford's wall lizard), 44270 nucleotides. NCBI's taxonomy places the organism in Eukaryota, Metazoa, Chordata, Lepidosauria, Squamata, Lacertidae. The record is from the annotation of a GenBank genome assembly.
CCCAUCGAGCGGCCCGCCGCGGCCCCCGGGCCCCCCGCGUCCCCCCACACCGCAAGAUGGCGGCCGGGAAGGGCCCGCAGUCGGAAGUGACGACCCGCAUCCUGCUCCUCCCCCCAUCGGCGCGCGGGCGGGGGAGGAGGAGGAGGAAGAGGAGGAGCCACGCCGGCAGGAGGUGACGGCGGAGGCCCGCGCGGGCGCACGCACGGCGCCGUCGUCAUGGAGACGGGCGCUUCCGGGCCCGAGCGGAAGUGGACUCCCAAUGCCCGGUUCUUUCGCUACAUUUGGCCACAGAGGUGGUGGUGAGUCCGAGAGCGACGCCGUAGUGCGCGUUCAUAAAGGGGCCAGAAUGUCGUGUUUCAAAUAUGUUUCACAGAAGUAUCAGCUGCUCCUCCUUUUGGUGACUUGGGGAGCUUUAUUUAGAAAACGAUCCUUCUACCAUAGAGAUUGUAAGGUGUAGAGCGGCGCCAAUAGCGGCCGUAGAGAGAAGCCUCCGGUUUUGCCUAGAGCGGCUCUACGCUACUCCAUACGCAGCUCGAGAAUUAAAAUGACUUCCAAAGUCCACCGGAAGUUCCGGUGUUGUUGGACUCGAAUGUUACCCGCACAGGAAUAACACCCACAGGGCGGGUGUUAUAUGUACUGACAGGAAGCGGAAGUUGUGUCAAGGAAACGGGCGGAAAUGAAUGAGAAAUAGCUCUUGCCCUGAAGUGGGAUGGAAAAAGCGGGUGGAGGGCGCAGUUUGGAAUCCUGGAGAUUGCAAUUGGCUGCCUCCAAUGUGACGCAAGAAGAUGUACCUCCCAGGAAAUAUGGGGGAGGGUGACGAACAGCUUUUUGGUGACGUCAGGGCACGAGUGGCCAAUGGCAUGGCGAGAAUCCCUAGGUGUUAAUACCCUCAAUCCUCACGGUGACGUCAUAGCGAGGAAUUACUACAGGAUGUGCUAUUUAUUUUUGGAGCAUAUGAGGCCCUCCUGUUAUCAGGCCUGGUUACCUCCUUGUUUAUUGCCACCUUCCAAAGAAGCUGGUAGACUGCCUCUAGUCAGGAAGGCUCUUCCUAUAUACAGUUUCUAGAGCAGGGUUUCCUUGCAAAUCAAUAAUACUGUGUGCACUGUUCAAAACAAAAUAAAGACACUUAGAAUGUGCUAUCAACCUUGUGAGAAGGAAGAAUUGUGAGGGAGGAAGGUGCAGGGCUUGGUGGUCCACUCAGACUGCCCUCUCCCAAAUUCCUUUUCCUUUUCUCCAGGUCUUCUUGAUUUUAUAAUCUUGCUCCUAAUGGCGUUUAUCUGUCUGCUGUGUAAUAAAUGAAAAUUUAUUUUCAGCUGUUUAAAAUAGCAUACUUUCAUUUUUUUCUAAUGUUAUUGUGCACACCUAUCUCUCUGCUUGGCUACUCCAAACGAAGCCCCUCUGAAAUCCGUAGGAUUUGCAUUACUACCUAGGAUGUACAGUUAGCAUUGCAGCCUACGCAUGUUUACCUAGAAGUAAGUGCCUUGAGCUCAACAGGACCUUCUCUUGAGACAGCAGGCAUAAGAUUGCACUGUAAGCUGUUUCCCCUCUUAUGUACCUUAGCAAGAGUUUACAAAGAGAAUGUGAAUGUGGAAAAAAUCGUAUAUCAACUUUGUCUUCUGUUAGAUUAAAGCUACAGCAGGUUUUAUUUCAGGGGGGGUUGACUGGAUGACCCUGGGGUCCCUUCCCUGCCCUAGUAUUCCAUGCUAGUUGCUUAGAAAUGCUCAAGGCCUUUGGAGGUCUUCUUAUCUCAACAGCUGCGUUCCCACUGAAGGAGGAGCCCACCCCCCCCCGCCUUUUUAAUGAAUCAGCAGAAAAACAAGUAGCCUGCAGAAGAAAUCCAGCUCAGACCAGUUUUGCAGUUUGGUUGUGCUGAAGCAGCUACAGAUGUUACGUUUGGAUUUGUACAUGGGAUUUGCUUUGCUGAACUGUAUAAGAGUGCUUUGGACAAUAAUGCAAGCAAGCCACCUUACUUUUCGGCACGACCCAAGGUUUGGGGUUCUAUUUAGCUAAACCAAACCUGUCUUGUGCCUUCCUCUUGUGAGUCUGUUUCCCUUUCUCUAGGACAGGGGUUGUCAAUCUGGUCCCUACCGCCCAAUAGGGGGUGUUUCUGGGUUCUAGGUGGGUGGUAGGGGGUUCUACAACACAAGCUGAAUCUUCCUUCCAUCGAGCACUGGUGGGCGGAAAGGAAAUUUUACCAUCAGGAAAGAUGCAUUAGUGGGUAGGUAUUAAAAAGUUGACUAUUCCUGCUCUAAGAGGACAUUUGGAUUCCUUCCAGGGAACAGAACAUAUUUUUAACACUCCCUUGAUGACUGUAAAAUAAAAAUAAUACAGUCAUGCCUCAGGUUAAGCAUUUUCGGGUUGCGCUCUACGGCGACCCGGAAGUAACGGAGCGCAUUACUUCCGGGUUUCACCACUUGCGCAUGUGCAGACGCUCAAAAUGACGUCACGCGCAUGUGCGGAAGCGGCAAAUCGCGACCCCAACGCGGGUUGCGUUCGCUUCAGGAUGCCAACCAGGCUCCGGAACAGAUCCCAUUCGCAUCCAGAUGUGCCACUGUAAUAACAAUAACAGUAAUAAUAAUACAGACUAUGUAAUGAGGAAGUGGGUGGAGUCUAAGCUCAGAGGAAGGGGGUUGUUAAGCCAGAGCAGCUGAAUGGCUCACAUGUAACGCCUGGCAACUAAGCAGACCUUUGUAAGACCUAAGUAGCUUUGGAAAUGGAGAGCAGCAAUGCUGAACCUGAUCUGUGAGGGAGCUCCAACCAGAAACAGCAUCUUUUCCCCUCAGCUCUUGGCAAAUACAUCCGAGGGCAUGGAGGAAGAUGCAAGCGGCUAGCUCAUUCCCAGUGAAGACUUGGUCACCAAAGACGGUGAUCAGGAUGUGGCAAUCCAGCCAGACUCUUGGUCCUUUAGCCUCAGGCCUUGCUGAAAGAGAUGCAGCCUCUCUCGCCACCCUGAAGUGCCCUUGGCGAGAGGUGAAGGAGGGUGUCUGCUCCAGCUGUUUUUGCUGCUCACAAGCCAGCUGUCUGCUUGUGUGCAUGGAGUCUGUUGAAAAAUGCAUGUGGUGGUUCAGUGGGGGACUCUCUGGACCAGUUGCCAUGGAUACCAAGGACGGAGAUUCCUCCCUCAUCACCGGAGAGAAAGGCCACUUCCUCACUGAGGCGACAAACACUGUAACCACAGCAUUUUCUAGUGAGCACUUCAACUGUCCAAAUGCUCCUUUGUCUGCGCUGAAGGGGAGCUUUUUACUAUAGUUUUUGAACCUUGCCAUUUUAAAGUAAUAUACAAACAAGUGAAAACAGGACAUUGGAACAUGGUUUGACACCUGAAGGUCACAUUUGCACUAUCCAUUUAAAGUACGUGGCUUCCCCCAAAGAAUCCUGGGACCUGUAGUUUGCUCAGGGUGCUGAAAACAGUAGCCCUGCAAAGGGGCAAACUAUAGUUCCCAUGAUUUUUUUAGGGGGAAGCAAUAUGCAUUAAAGGGAAGGUGUGUAUGGGACUAAAGCAUUAAUGCAUAUGUGCUGGGUUGCCACCUACGGUGCAUCAGUCUCAAUAGAAGCUGAACAAACCUCAUAUUUCUGUUCUUCACACUCAAGCUGCUAGCUUGCCCACUCAGGUAGGUUGUGAAAAUGGGUAGUACAUUGCUGCAAGGUGGGGGCGGCUUCCUCUUCCAGGGUCAACGCAUAAUAUAACCUGUAGUGCACACCAAGUGCUCCUUUUUACGAAACAGCAACAACCCCGUGCGUAGAAAUCUAGUGUGCCCAGGAGGAGAGUUGGCCCUUUCCCUGAUGUGCUGGCUUUCUGGGGCAGGGAACUGGUUGGAAUGGAGGAGCCUGAAGUCUGAGAUGGCAAAGCCGAGGCCCAGAUUCCUUACUGCAGGAAAGGCUAGGCUAGAGAGAGAGAGAGAAAUAUAUAUUAUUAAAUAUUGUUAUUCAUCAUUAUUGAGUAAAGGUAAAGGGACCCCUGACCAUUAGGUCCAGUCGUGGCCGACUCUGGGGUUGCGGCGCUUAUCUCGCUUUAUUGGCCGAGGGAGCCGGCGCACAGCUUCUGGGUCAUGUGGCCAGCAUGACUAAGCCGCUUCUGGCAAACCAGAGCAGCGCACAGAAACGCCGUUUACCUUCCCGCCGGAGCGGUACCUAUUUAUCUACUUGCACUUUGACGCGCUUUUGAACUGCUAGGUUGGCAGGAGCAGGGACCAAGCAAAGGGAUUCGAACCGCCGACCUUCUGAUCAGCAAGUCCUAGGCUCUGUGGUUUAACCCACAGCAGCACCCGCAUCCCAUUCAUUAUUGAAUAGGACGUCUCUAUUUUCAUCAGAGAAAUGUUGGAGUGUUUGGGCUAGUGAGGGGUGUGACCUGGGGGUUUGUCACUAAGGAAGAAUCUCGAGGGGCAAGGAGAGAGGCUUGAGGCUCCCCGCACUCCUGUCCGAAGCGAAUAAGAACAGCACCCCCCCAUCCCGUUCCUCACACUGCUACUCUUCUACAGAUGGCGAAAGAUGGAGAACCUGUCAACGCAUCAAUUCUUCCUUCCUUGCCAUAAUCGAACUAAUGACAUCUCCCACAUCUGCCAGCCUCUAGAACAUGUUUCUAGGCCACUGAGGAGGCUUCCCUGGUGAAUCAAUCAUGGAGACGCGAAAUUUGCUGUUGUCAUUGUCCUUUGAAACGCCUUAGCGGAAAGGCACACUCCAAAAGUGCUUCCCUGGGCCCCGUUCUCUCCCCGCCCCCCCACUCCAAGGGCCCUGCGCAUUUGCCCUCAAACAUGGAAACUCCAUUACCAAAGUAUGCAGCUGGCACAGAGUGGUGUGACCUUUAUAGAUGCCAACAAGGUUGUGGUACUGUGGCUGAUUCACAUUAUGCUGGAGGGAGGUUAAUUGGAAGAGGGGGAGAGGGAGCAGAGGAGAACAGACCCUCGCCCCAGAGACACUACACAGUCAUUUGCAGCCAGCUUCUGCCAGGCUGAAGCUUGCAAGCUACAUGCACAGUCUUCGUAAUACUAAAAAAAAGGGUUCCUUUUUCUGUUAGGCAAAGUUCAUAAGACGACCCGGAUGGUCGCCAGAUUCUGUGUACAGAUCUGUAGGCGCAAACCAUCUCCCGACUCAAACUAGUUCGUUAAGAAAAUCCCCAAACUCGGUUCCAUGGGUGACUCUGGGUCAUCUCUCUGCGGCAGCUUAUCUUAAAGUUUUAAGUGUCUAUACGCUUAUCGCAUUUAUAAAUGUUAAAUUUAUUGUUGUAUAUUGUUUUAAAUGUUUGUUUUCCUUCUGGGAUUGUACUCCAAGUGUGUUUUAUAAGCUGGUCUCCAACUGUAAUAAAUUAUCUAAUAAUUUAGAUUGGGGAUCUGGCCACCCUGAUUGUGUUGAGAGGGCCCCCGUCUCUCUCUCUCUCUCUCUCUCUCUCUGUCUCUCUGUGUGUGUCUCAAACACACCCGGAGGGAAAUUUGCAGGAGAGGCACCAGACAAAAAUAUUGGGGUGGGGGGAAUCACAUCCCAAGGCCAAACUGUGUUCGGGGGAGAGAUCUGCCUGCGCAGUCUGAGAGGACUGCGUGGAAGGAGCUGUCCUGGCCUCUCAGCCUCAACAUGGUCUCCUGCCCUGCUCUUGGAUCUGCUGUCUGGAGGCGAGACUUCAUGGAAGGAACUGCUCUUCAGAAGAAAACACAAUAAGGGUGGGGUUGGAGGGAGGAUGCGGUGGAGAGAGGAGGAGGAGGACAACAUUUGUAUUCCUUGCAAUGUCCCCACCACUUCUUUUAUUAGACUUGACUCAUCAUCCAGCUCCCGCUUCCCCUGCUAAAUGCUCGUCUCACUCUCGGGCGAUUGUGAAUUAUUAAAAGCCAGGGAUGCUGAAUCAUCAGAGCACCGUGUUUGGCGGGAAAAGGAUACAAAUGAGUGUAUAUCGCACACACAGAGAGAGUGGCGGCUGUUGCGACUGGUAGGGCAGAAGGCAGGGAGGCCAACAGUAGGUGGUGCUAGAGCUCCCUGUUGAGUUCUACAGUGGCAACACUUGAGUCUGUGUACACAUUACUCUGGCUCCAGUGCGUUCCUGUUGCCAAUAUGCGACGCCAUAUACACAUGACAUGAGCCACAAUGCGUAUCUAUGCCAUAGUUUCUUGAGAAUUGUUGUUGUUAAAAUAAAAUACCACCCUUCAUCCCUAGAUCUCAGGGUGGUUCACAACAUAAAAUUAUAAUAUGCAGAACACAAAAUACAUAAUAAAAACAAACCAAGAAUUUCCCCCCUCCCACAACAUAUUUAAAAGGGUACCAGCCAAAGGGCUGGUUGAAGAGGAGCGUUCUCUCCUGGUACCUAAAGGUAUAUAAUGAAGGUGCCAGCUGAACCUCCCUGGGGAGAGCAUUCCACAAAUGGGGAGCCACUGCAGAAAAGGCCCCGUUCUUGUGUUGCCCUCCAGACCUCAACGUGGAGGAGGUACACAAAGAAGGUGAUCUCAGGGUCUGGGUAGGUUCACGUGGAGAGAGUCGGUCCUUGAGGCACUGUGAUCCUCUUGACCCGCUUGAAGCAUUUCCCCCUCAAACCAGCUUCCACCUGGUUUGAAAACACACACCGCAGCUGCUUCCCAGGUGCGGAUAUUUGAGACAGCUGUUGCGCUUGCACAGAUGUCAGCAGAUGUCGUACCAGAACUCCAGGGAAUGAACCGGGGACCUUCUACAGGCAAGGCAGAUGUUCUGCGGCUGAACUAUGGCCCUUCUCCAAAAAAGGGGACGCGGGAUACUGCCUUAAAGGUAAAGGUAAAGGUAAAGGGUCCCUGACCAUUAGGUCCACUCGUGACCGACUCUGGGGUUGUGGUGCUCAUCUUGCUUUAUUGGCCGAGGGAGCCGGCGUACAGCUUCCGGGUCAUGUGCCCAGCAUGACUAAGCCGCUUCUGGCGAACCAGAGCAGCGCACGGAAACGCCGUUUACCUUCCCGCCAGAGCGGUACCUAUUUAUCUACUUGCACUUUGAUGUGCUUUCGAACUGCUAGGUUGGCAGGAGCUGGGACUCUGAGCAAUGGGAGCUCACCCCGUCACAGGGAUUCGAACCGCCGACCUUCUGAUCAGCAAGUCCUAGGCUCUGUGGUUUAACCCACAGCGCCACCUGCGUCCUGCGGGAUACUGCCUUAAAAAGCAUCAAACCAUUGGCCCAUCAAACUCAACACUGACUGGCAGCAGUUCUCCAGGGUUUCAGGCAGGGGGCAUUCCCAGGUCUACCUGGCGACGACAAGGGUUGAACCUGGAAUUUUCUGCAUGCAAAGCAGGUGAGUUAGAGGCCGCCUCUCGGUUCCUGCAGCUGACUACAGACAAAGCCAUUAGUCCAGCUAACUAGGAGAGCGCUGUCUUCUCUUCCAGCUCCCCUCACCCCCCUGUGCAGCCUGCCUUUCUGUUCCAUAGGCUCUUCACGCAUGGACAGGCAUUCUGGCCCAGAGCAUCACGCCUGGCUAGAACAGAAGAGCAAAUGCCAGACGCCAUCUGCAUGGCUGCCCUUGCGCCUGCCUUUCCUGACCUCCUGACUUUCCGAUGAGGGAGGGGAGCUGUUUGAAUGGGGUGGGGAGGGGGGCGAGCAGGGAAGGAACUUGAGAAACACAGCUGUUGACCUUGCUAUUGAAACCAAAGGGAACCUUCAAAUAUUCCGCAAAACAUUGCCAUUGUGUAAUAUUUCCAUUUGGAAAAAAAAUACCAUGGUAUGCAGGAUUUGAAGUAUAGCAAAAGAUGAGAAUCUGUAGUUUAACCAUUUGGAAUUAACGUAUAUAAUGGGUGAUGAUGCUGAUUAUACCCUGCCCAUCUGGCUGGGUUUACCCAGCCACUCUGGGCGGCUUCCAGCACAAAUAAAAACAUCGUAGAAUGUCAAACAUUAAAAAAAAAAAAAACCCCUUCCCAUUACAGGGCUGCCUUCAGAUGUCUUCUAAAAGUUGUGUACACUGUAGUUCUUUUAUCUCCUUGACAUCUGAUGGAUAAAAUGUAAGCAACAUAGCAGCUUUAUCAGGGCAUAAAACAAUACCAUAGAAGGUUGGAUUGGAAAUCAAUGGAUAGGAGAGAUUUGUUGUGACUGUGUUUUUAAAAGAAUUCGUAAAUUUGAAAAUUUAAUUUAAAAAGAUUAUUUUUAAAAAAUGAAACCAAAGAAACAAGGAAUGUAAAAUGUGGAGACAGCUUCUCUUGGACUUGGUGGGACCAUGCUGUGGGUUUAUUGAUUUAUUCAAAUUUACAGCAUUUACAAACUGCUUCUUAUUGUGACAUACCACCCCAAUCUCCAAGCAGUGAGAAACUCCAGCAGUUCCAGCACUUGCCCAGGGUUCAGUUUCCUUGGAACAAGAGGAGACUGUGACACAUUUGGGAUAGGUAGAUAGAUAUAACGUAUUUUUUGCUCUAUAAGACGCACCAGACCACAAGACGCACCUAGUUUUUGGAGGAGGAAAACAAGAAAAAAAAUAUUCUGAAUCUCAGAAGCCAGAACAGCAAGAGGGAUCACUGCGCAGCGAAAGCAGCAAUCCCUCUUGCUGUUCUGGCUCCUGAGAUAGCUGUGCAUCCUGCAUUCGCUCCAUAAGACGCACGCACGUUUCCCUUACUUUUAAGGAGGGAAAAAGUGAGUCUUAUAGAGCAAAAAAUACGGUACAUACAACCUGAGCGUAGGGUGGAGGGGCUCACAGCAAUAACCCCUCAGCAGAUCUUGCUGUUCCAUUGGUCACAGUUUUAGAUCCAGGACAGAGUGAAGCACAGUCUUUCUGUCUGCAGCUUCUAGCAUUCCACUUUUCAGCUCUCACACACAACGCUGGCAAGUUCAUGAAGCAGGGCGGGGGGUGGAAGCCCACUGAGUUGGUUUAUGGCAACAGAGCGACUUCUUUGGGGAUGUUAAAUCGUGGCACUCAACUAGCCAGCCGUUAACUUGAUAAUGGACCAGGUUUGGCAAGCUUGCUUUCGUAUAUUGGAAGAGGACCCCAGAUGAUAUCCAGACUGAGCCCCAACCUCACCCGCAAAACACAUAACAAUCAUUUUUUAUUUUUGAAAAAUCUCAAAGAUGUGUACACAGCAUAAAAACGGGGUCAAGAAUAUUGUUAAAACUAAAACAGAAAUACAGCAUGAAACAUUGAAAACAGUAGUGUAAAAAUAUAUAAAAGCUUGCAAAAUGGGCGUUCAUAUGAAUUUAUAUUAAAAAAAAUAUUUUGGGCCUGGGAAAGCUUGGGCAAAGAAGAUUGCAAAAUUGAAGAAAUCACAGCUAGCUAAAUGCAGGAAUCACAUUCAUAUGCAUCACAGCUUUUGAAGAACUAGAGUCCACUUCAUCAGAUGCAUUAUUAUUAAAUUUUGGUAAUGCUUUCAUGAAGAAAUGGACAUUUCUUCUUGUGAACUGCCCUGAGGUGUAUUUGUAUGAAGGUGUGUAGAUGCUUUCGAUAAACUAAAUGAAAACAAAGACCAGGCUGUUCAUCUGGGCGGCUUCUUGGCUGAUGUGUUCUUGUGUCCUGCCUAACCCCCCACUCCAGCAGCCAGCCCCCUCCCCAGGCAUCCAUCAGGCCUUGUUUGUGGGUUAAGCCCUGACUGACCUAAAUGGAGCCUGCUUUGAAUUUGGCUGGUUUCAGUCUAGCUCCCCCUCUCCACACAUUCCUCUUCCUGGCCAAACCCUAGGUGGUUUGGGGGGCAGAGUGGAGUGCAAUGUGUUCCAGUCGCCUGCUCAGUCAGGAAGGCUUCGUGUUUGUAAACAAGACAGCACGCAAAAUGGUAUAUGAGUGGCAGGGAAGCACACUGAGAGAUUAAAUGCAUUGUUCUGCUGUCAUGGGGUGUGUGUGUGUGUGUGUGUGUGUGUGUGUGUUAGGGAUGCAUGACCAUGUCAAUUUUUGUUUCAGUUUCUCCUUUCUCCAAUCAGUUUUCCACAUUUCCACAUAAAAGCAUCUGGAGUCAACUAAACACACAGUCCCUCCUCCUGCCAACUAAACACACGGUCCCUGCUCCUGCCAACCUAGGAGUUCGAAAGCACAUCAAAGUGCAAGUAGAUAAAUAGGUACUGCUCCAGCGGAAAGGUAAACGGCAUUUCCAUACACUGCUCUGGUUCGCCAGAAGCGGCUUAGUCAUGCUGGCCACGUGACCCAGAAGCUGUAUGCCGGCUCCCUCGGCCAAUAAAGCGAGACGAGCGCCGCAACCCCAGAGUCGGUCACGACUGGACCUAAUGGUCAGGGGUCCCUUUACCUUUACCUUAAACACACAGACAUACCUGUGUGCAGCUAACUCCACACAAAGGCUCACACAACUCAAACACAUACACUCUCUCACACAUAAAGUCAUACAGUGGUACCUCGGGCUAAGUACUUAAUUCAUUCCAGAGGUCUGUUCUUAACCUGAAACUGUUCUUAACCUGAAGCACCACUUUAGCUAAUGGGGUCUCCCACUGCUGCCACAUUACUGGAGCACGAUUUCUGUUCUCAUCCUGAAGCAAAGUUCUUAACCCGAGGUAAUAUUUCUGGGUUAGUGGAGUCUGUAACCUGAAGCGUCUGUAACCCGAGGUACCACUCUUGAGUUCCCCCACCAGAAGCACCGCCGUACAAUACAGGGAAGGAGUGUUGAUACAGAUUGUACAACCGUGGCUUAUUCAUUCAUAAGAAGAACCCCGCUGAAUCAGUCCAAUGACCAGUCUACUCCAGCAUCCUGUUCUUACAAUGGCCAGCAAGAUGCUCCAUUGAAAAUCCCACAAGCAGGACCUGAAUCACUCUGCCUGUGAUCUCCAGCACCUGGCAUUCAGAGGCAUGAAGCCUCCAACAGAGGAGUGACCACUGGCCAGUAGCUGCUAAUAGUCCUCUCCUCCAUGAAUUUGUCAAAUCUUUUAAAGCCAUCCAAGUUGGUGCCCAUCACUGCAUCCUGCCGGAGGGAAUCCCAUAGUUUAACUACAAAAAGAAGUUCUUUCUUUUCUUCAGUCCUGAAUUUUCCAACAUUCAGUAUCAGUGGAUGGAAGGAUGACGCACACAGAACUAUCAUCCUGUUACACACACUCUCUCUCUCUCUCUCUCACACACACACAGAAAACGAUGCAUGUAGGCUUCAGGAAUUAUUGUGCAGGUACCCAGAAUCACACUCAUGGGACCUCUUGCACAUGAUCAAAUCAAUACACUCGUGCAUGGCUACUGUACAUACUUGACCGCAGCGAAUACCUUUUCCUGCAAUAAACAGGGAGGGAAUCUCUCCCCUUCCACCCCACUUUCUGGCUCUCACACACUACAAGGUGGGAAGUAUAUAGUUCUCUCCAGUGCCUGCCUCUGCUUACAUGCAUAUACUGUGUAUAUAUAUAUAUAUAUAUAUCCACUCACUGGGUCAUCUGACAACUGGGAAACACUGGCCUGCGAGUGCUCCAGUUGGAGAACAGCCUUUACCAAAGGUGUCAUGGGCUUUGACGACACUCGAACUCAGGGCACAAGGGAGAAACGUGGUAGGAGGAAGCACGCUUGGCAAAUCCACACCGUGAUCAGCUCCUGCCUGGAAAUCAAUGUCCCCACUGUGGAAGGACGUGUGGAUCCAGAACUGGCCUCCACAGUCACUUACGGACUCACUGUUAAAACUGUGUUUAUGGAAGACAAUCUUACUCAGUUACGAGUGAUCGCCAAAGAAGAAGAAGAAGAUAUGCACAUACUGUAACAGAUUCUGCCCGUAGCUGGGUGGUACAUGCAGGUUUAAUCUCCAGUAUCUGCAAGUAGGGCUGGGAAUGAGCUGCUAUCAGUUGGAGCCAAGGGGACACUACUCAACUAGAGAGACCAGUGGUCUGGCACAGUAUAACUGAGUGUCCCAUCAGUGAAGGGCCUUGGUUUAGUGUUAGAGCACCUGUUUGGCAUGCAGAAGGUUCCAGGUUCAAUCCCCGGCAUCUCCAGGUAGGGCUGGAAACAUCCCCUGGGGGAGCCCUUGGAGAGCGUCUGCUGGUCAUUGUAGACUAUUGGACUACUUGAAUAUUGCUCAACUGCCUUGGUGUAUCAUGUCAUGAAAUUUCUGCCCAUUGUAGCAAUUGAAGUGGGCUGUGCUAUUUGCUGUCUGAUUUCGAAUGGUAUCUUGGAAUUAAAAUGGUAAGGCAAUAGAAUACAAUACAAUAAAUUUUAAAAGCAAGCUGGUUUGGUUGUUUUUUUUUAAAAAGCCUUAUUUCUAGCCACAUCAGAUAACUGACCCACCCGCUCCAGGUUCUCAGAGGGUAAGCACACUCUUUGAACUGUCUACAGUAGUGGGUUUUUGUAGCUUACUUAAUGACACAGUCACACGGAUGGCAAAUGCCAUCCAAAUACGAUUUCAUCCGGCGCUCUUUUGGAUUAUAUGAGCUUUUGAUCUGCUGUUUAUGUCUUAUCUUGUGAUGCUGCCGUUUUGCCUCUUCUGUACAAGUUUCUUCAGGUAUUUUUCUUUAUACCUUUCAGCUCCUUACCUUAUACCUGAGCGUGCUCAGUUCCUUCCAUCUUUUGUUGAAUCAUUCGAAUACCCUGUCCAUCUUGUUUGUUAUACAUUUAAUAAGAUAAUAUAAUUUUAAGAAGAAAAGAAAGAAAGAAAGAUAUAUAGAAAGAAAGAAGCAGUAAAAAGGCAAUUUGAAACUCAAUAUGCAUAUUUAAUGCAGCAAUGCCUCGGAUCACCUGAACAAAGGUUAGCAACCUUUGGUGGUGCACAAAUCAGUUUGGGAGCCCCUGAUGUAGACAACACUGAACCGGAUGGACCAGUGGUCUUACUCAGUAUAAGUCAGCUUCCUACGUCUCUUUCCCUCGUGUACGCAUUUUUCUUUAUCUCUCUCUCUCCCCGCUGGAAGGACUCUCCCCCCUCUCUUCCAUACUCAUCCAGACAUGCACAAGGCGGGGCAGAGGGUCUUUACAGAGCAUUAAGACUUUGUCUCUCCCACUCCCCAUAUCCGUACCUUUAUGUCUGUGCGACAAAGGAAAUAACCCACACAAAGAGAGAGCCAUCUAAAUGCAAGCAAAUAUCUUAGCUGUAUCUUAGCCCUUCCUCCCAUCCUUCAGAUUUCUACUCUCCUCCAUAUCCUGAAUAUACACUAAGCAAUGCGCUCCAUCAGGAGGGCUCGGUAUAGGCCAGUCCUAAGGAUGCCGGCGUGGUCCUGUCCAUCUUCAUCUCCGAGCUUCUGAGACACUCGCUUCCGCUCCCCUGCGCUGGGAAAAGGGCAGCUACCGCCCCCCCCGCCCCCCGCCUCUAGCGGCAGACGGCGGAUGGGUCCCCGCGGACCUGGAUCGGCCCGUGUGUUCAGGGGACGUAAGAGCCAGCGCUCGCCAGCUCCUCAGGGGUGGCCUCUGCGUCAAGGGGAGCAGCCGGAGCCAAGGCGCUGGAGAGAGAGAGAGAGAGGACGCCAAAUGUAGAGAGAGCCUGGAGCAUCCUGGCACUUGCCUCUCUCUCUCCACCCCCCCUCGCCCUCCCGAGCAUCAUCUCAUCUCGGCCCCUUCACAGGUUCUCCUGCGCAUCGCCUUGGCGAGCCAGGCGAGGUCGAGGCGUGGGUAGGUUGGUCGGUGGGUGAGUGGAUGGGGGCUCCCGGGUUUUUGCGCAUGGCUCUCCGGCGGGGCUGACGGUCCGUUCAGCACCAGGGACAGCGGCAAAGCGCUCCAGCACCACGGAGAGCGCGCCGUUGCCCCAAGAGAGGAAGCGCCGGCUUGGACUUCAGCACCACGGACAGCGGCCGAAAGGUGGGGGGCGGCUUAGAAGGAACUUGGGCUGGGUUAGAGAUUGCGGUGCCCCCCCCCCCCCAAACAACUCAGAGAAGCCUCCGUUCUCUGCAGUCUCCCCACCUCCACUCCACACACACACCUCAUUCAGUCCUAGGAGCUGCCGGAACCGCCUGCACCACUUGGAUUGUAGCCCCCCCCAUAUUGGAGGGGGUGUGUGGAACGCGUAAGGACAGAGGCAAUGCCUUUAUUUUGAGGGAGAAGAUUCCUCGCCCACCCGCUUCAAUGGCUCUUCUGAUCUGCCUCUGCCUCCUUGGGAUCUUGAGAAGUAAGUGUAACCCCCUCCUUUCCCUAUAGCGUUUAGGGCUCCCUUUCCCCCAAGACUAGCAUCCUACUCUAAAUGAAAGCAGAGGCUUUGUUUAGAAUCGGACAGUGCGCCCUUUCCUCCUCACGGCUUCCUAGGGAGGGGAGCCGCUGCCGGUCGCGAGUACGAGCUUCUAUUUUUAUUGUGUCUCCAAAUGAUGCUCUUGAAAAAUACGUCAGUUACUCAGCUGGGCAGAGAUUUGACAGGCCGCCGAUGGCUUAGCGGGGAAGCCAGAUCGCCCCGUCCAGCUCCUGCCUAACCAGUACUUAGGGUGGGCAAGGCGACUUCCAUCUCAACAGGCCAACUCAUGCUGAAGUUUCCCUCUCCUCAAAAAGAAAAAAGGAAAGUGGGGAGGAAAUUGGAGGGGGGAAUCUGGGAAGGUCAUUUAUCUGCCCAUCCUCCACCCGAGGAACCGCGCUAGGCAAAGCGGAAGAGGCUGGGGAGUGGGGCAGCAGGAUGGGGGCUGAAAUUAGGUUCCCCUUAGGCACGACUGUUUACAGCUGGAGGAUAGCCCCAGGGAAACUCCAUGGGACUGGGUCUGUCUGACAGUCCAGCUAGCUCCAUCUGUCUUCCAGCAAGGGGCAGCUGCAGAAGCUGGAAAGUUCAUAACCCCAGGCACGAUGACGAUGAGAGAGAGAGAGAGAGAAGGAAACAAGGAGAGAGGGAGAGGGAGAAGGGGAGAACCCGCAAACACCGGAGGAUCUUCUGAGUGAUAUGAGGAUGGAGGCGAGGUUGAUAGGAGCACUAGAUGGUUAUCUGGGGGUUAAUGACUUUGGUGGCUGGUGCUCAUUGGGGCUGGUGGGGCGGAAGGCAGGGAGCCCGGCAGUAGGCGGAGCCAGAGCCAAUGACAGGCAGAGCUAACUGAAUGUAGUUUUGUCCCCAUCCUCCUCUUCCCUGCUGAGUUCUACAAGGGGCAUCACUGAGACUAAGGAUGCUGACAGGCAGGGCCAACCCUGGCCUGGUUAUGAGUAAAAAGGCAGGCAGGUGGGGGCACACUAAGCUUGGUGGGGCAGUGCCCCAACUGACUAGCCUCCACUGGGUAUUGGGUUCUUGCAAGACUUCUAUGAGAUGACAGUUGUACAGCAGUUGCAGACAGUGUUGAGUAGGGGAUGGGAGCUUGCUGUUCUCCUGACAUCACUGGACUCCAGCUCCCAUCAUCCCUGGCCAGCCUGGCUGAUAGUCGGGGUGAUGGGAAUCAUUGUCCAACCAUGCCUUGAUGGGCACAGGCUCCCCACUCCUGUUGCAGAAGGGGUCAUUUACUAAGUAUCUGAAUGGUGCAGUUGCACAGCUGGGCUUUACAGGCCUAGAAUAAUUUGGCUGUUACUGUGAUGGGUUUCUUUUAAUACAUAAUGUUUACUUGUGUGUUUUUUAAUUGCAAGGUGUUUUGGGGUGAAUUGCAGGGGGAGUGAGAUAUCCAUUAAAAACAAAAACAAAAGCCACCCCACAAUAUUUAAAAUGAGGAAUCAUCCAGAGAGGAUAGACUCCCUCAAGGCAGCAGGUUUAACAUCUGUAUUCUGCAGCUUCCAGUAGAUUAAUUAGAUGCCUUGUAUUUAGAUUCUUGCUGUUUUGUGUUGACCUGUAGAUUCCCUCCCCUUAUGGAUGCCUCACACACAACAUUUUCCAGCUAAUGACAUGCCCAAAGUCCUGUUCUCCAUGAACAUGAUACAUCUUCUAUUGUGGAGUAGAGCAACUUUAACACUGGAUUCAACAGAGAAGAACCUUGUGUGUCCAUCAAACUGUCUUAAACAAAGCCACAGAGCAGAAUUCUAUAGGUUAUUUAUUAGAUCAGGAAUGGGGAAUGUCUGGUUCUCCAUACAUUUUUGGAUUCCAACUAGCUAGCAUGGCCAAUGGUCAGGAAUGAUGAUGAGCUGGAGUCCAGCAACAUCAGGAGGGCCAGAAGCUACCAACCUAUUUCCUAGACACAUGUCCCAACCUGUCAGGGAUCACAUAUUAAAUGCACAUGCGGCCAUCCAGAUGUUGUCGGACUCCAACUCCCAUCAGCGCCAGGCAGCUUGGCUAACGGUCAGGAAUGAUGGGAGUUGAUGACCAGAAAUACCUGGAGGGCCACAAGUUCCCCCUACCUGCUCUAAAAGGAAAUCCAGUCAUUUCUCUAACAGGAAAUGCCUACCUAGCCCAUUUUAAGGGAUAAUGCUUUGAGGGAGGAGUGGUGGAAGUAGAGAGAGAAAAGGAGAGAGAGAGAAACAUUUCACACUACAUUCUCUUCAACAUCACAUCACUCCUGAUCUUAUAAACUUCUGUCACAUUCCUGAGGAGGAUCAGAUGAUGCUCACGCAAGCAGAACUUUAUAAACAUUGUGUAGGUAAUUUCGAAUUUGCAAUGCCUAUUCUGGCAGGCAAAUCCAUUCUGUCUGUGCAUUGUAGAAGGGCAACUUAACAUCCUUUCCUCUCUCAUGCAUGCCAAGAGGAAUCACAGUUAAUCAUGUAGUUGGGUGUAUGUGUGUGUGCUGUAUGUAUAGUUAACUCUCAGAGGGAAUUCCAGCCCUGUCGCGCAGGAGAGCUGCGCAGAGCAGCAGCAGCGAGGAAGACGGAUGAACCACAGUUACUUGUGAGUUAUUGCUAGCCUCCAGCAUCCAGACUCCAAAGGACUCCAGGGUCCUUGGUGGCUAAGCAGCUGAGUCCAUUGUCAGCUCAUCCACAGGUACCAUUCCCCACCUCUCUGCUUCAGCACUGCCCCUCCCACCUGUCAAUUAGGGGAAAUAACAUUUUCCCUAGUCUGCCCUGCAAGACUGUGAUAAGGAUUGCUUUAGGUAUGCAACAGACUUUGCCCAUGUGAAAUAUGCUAUACAUGUACGAAGCAACAGCAAGUGUCAUCAUUGCAAUGUUUACCCAAUCAGUCCAGUGUUGGGUAGCCUUUGUCCUUCCAGAUGUUGCUGAACUCCCCAUCAGUGCCAUCCUGCCUGGCCAGUGGUCAGGGAUGAUGGAAACCAGAGUCCAGUGGCAUCUAGAAGACCACAGUUUCCCCAUUCCUGAAUAGAUCAAGGUUAUUUGUUUCUAUGUAACUACUUUUUAAAACGUGGCUGAUUUUACCAAUGACCAGUAGGUGAGUCUCCAUAGACACACUUCUCUGCCCUCCAUUCAGCAAGGAAGAAGCAUUAUCAGAGGUCAAGGACACAUUAUUUGUUGUUGUUGUUGUUUAGUCGUUUAGUCGUGUCUGACUCUUCGUGACCCCAUGGACCAGAGCACGCCAGGCACUCCUGUCUUCCACUGCCUCCUGCAGUUUGGUCAAACUCAUGCUGGUAGCUUUGAGAACACUAUCCAACCAUCUCGUCCUCUGUUGUCCCCUUCUCCUUGUGCCCUCCAUCUUUCCCAACAUCAGGGUCUUUUCCAGGGAGUCUUCUCUUCUCAUGAGGUGGGCAAAGCAUUGGAGCCUCAGCUUCACGAUCUGUCCUUCCAGUGAGCACUCAGGGCUGAUUUCCUUCAGAAUGGAUAGGUUUGAUCUUCUUGCAGUCCAUGGGACUCUCAAGAGUCUCUUCCAGCACCAUAAUUCAAAAGCAUCAAUUCUUCGGCGAUCAGCCUUCUUUAUGGUCCAGCUUUCCAUACAUCACUACUGGGAAAACCAUAGCCCAUUAUAGCCAGGGGGAAAACCCCAAGCCAAGCAGGGUGAGUGAGGGGUGUGGCAUGGGAGGGUGUGCAGGUUGAGGAGGGUCUCAGAGAAGCCCCGAGGGAUGCGUAUGGCCCCUGGGCCCAUAGUUCCCAACCUCUGCUUUAGAGGAGACUCGCUCCUGAAGAGAAGAGGUCUUUACAACUCUUCUUUCUCUCUUUUGCAGAGAUGGGGAAGUUGGGGCCAUCUGGACUCCACCUCCCAUCAGGCCCAGUUAGUCUGGGAUGAUGGACGCUGUAAUCAGCAACAUCUGGAGGCCUACAGUUUCCUCAUUUCCUAUGUUAAAGAGAGAGAAAUAUUGUAUUCAAAUGUAGAGCAACGAAAGGAAGACAGAGUAGAGAAGGGCGCUGAGUGACAGGCAGGUCUUCUGUGAGCCUCGAGGGGUCUGGGCUGUCAUUGCAUGACCUUCCAAGCCCCACUGCUGAAAUCCCAUAAACAUCAUUCUAUAUUUACAUUAUCGUCCCUUUCCAUAUGAUUCUUCGGAUCUCUUUCUGCCUCCGUUCUUUCCCCCACCCACCAAACCCCAGUCCCUAUGCAGCAACAACGCAUGACUUCAUGGGCAAGCUUGCACCAUUCAUUAUGCAUCGGGUGUGAUGUGUUAUGAAAGGAAGCAACAUAUGAAUCAUGGACCACUCACCCAGUGGUUUCCCCCACAGCUCCCAUCUUCCAGGUACAAAACACAGCGAUCUCAUUUCUCUAUUCUUGCUGCCAAUGUUCUAUGAGUGCCAUCGCUCAGUGGUACAGCAUCUACCUGUUGCAGAAGGUCCCGGGUUCAAACCCUGGCAUCUCCAGGUAGGGUGGAAGAAGGCCCCCUGCCUGAAAUCCGGGAGAGCUGCUGCCAGUCAGUGUAAACAGUACUGAGCUAAGGUGAAUCCAAUGGUCUGAGUUGGUAUAAGGCAGCUUCCUCUGUCUCUAUGUUUUAGGCAAGGGCCGUAGCUGAGUAAAGAGUCACAUCCAUUGCUCUUCCCAAUUUUCUCUUCGGCUCUAGCCCCAAAGGCAGCCCGUAGGGAAUUGCAGUCCUUGAAUGAUAAUAAUAAUAAUAAUAAUAAUAAUAAUAAUAAUAAUAAAAUUAUUUAUACCCCGCCCAUCUGGUUGGGCUUCCCCAGCCACUCUGGGCAGCUUCCAAAAAAAUAUUAAAAUACUGUAAUACAUCAAAGAUUAAAAGCUUCCCUAAACAGGGCUGCCUUCAGAUGUCUUCUAAAAGUCUGGUAGUUGUUGUUCUCUUUGACAUCUGGUGGGAGGGCGUUCCACAGGGCAGGUGCCACUACCGAGAAGGCCCUCUGCCUGGUUCCCUGUAACUUGGCUUCUCGCAGUGAGGGAACCGCCAGAAGGCCCUCGGCGCUGGACCUCAGUGUCCGGGUAGAACAGUGGGGGUGGAGACGCUCCUUCAGAUAUACUGGACCGAGGCCGAAUUGACGAACAUUUCCUUCUCUCUCCGUUUAAACCAGGGUUGGGCAACAUUCAACCCUCCAUAUAUUAUUGGACACCAGCUCUCAUUAUCCCUGACUAUUGGCCAUGCUAGGGAUGAUGAGAGUAGACCACCCAGUUGGUUUAAACUAACCAGUGUUUCCCUAAGUUCUGGCAUAACAAGGAACUCUGGCUAGUUUAAAAGCAGAGGUGGAACCUUCUCCACCCCAGAGGCACCGCAAGAGGGAGGAAGACAGGAGCCUCUAGUUCAUGCCAGCUCACGCCAGAAGCAUUUAGCAUUGCAUUGGAAAGUGCCCAAAAGGUUCAGGUGUAAAAAACAAAAACAAGCCUUGUUUUGGGUGUGAUGCUUGAAUCCAGCCCAAACUGUCGAGCAGUCUGCCAAGAAUAGAAGAAGCAGAGGCAGAUUCCACCUUGCCAAGGCAAGCUAGCAUGGUUUGCCAGAGUGACUGGUCAUGCCCACUUGCUGCCAUCUGACACAAGGAACAAAAAUGGGAGGGGGAGAGAGAGAGAUUAUAAGAUACAACUGAUAGGCUACGAUCAGCUUGGCAGGGUGUCACAAUUGUUUGGUCUUUGUGUUACAGUGGUACCUUGGUUCUCAAACUUAAUCCGUUCCGGAAGUCCGUUCCAAAACCAAAGCGUUCCAAAACCAAGGUGCGCUUUCCCAUAGAAAGUAAUGCAAAAUGGAUUAAUCCGUUCGAGACUUUUAAAAACAACCCCUAAAACAGCAAUUUAACAUGAAUUUUACUAUCUAACGAGACCAUGGAUCCAUAAAAUGGAAGCAAUAAUCAAUGUACUGUACUAUAAAAUAAAUAAGACAGUAUUGUAGAUGGUAAAAAUUAAAAUCAUUAUUUUUUCUUACCUGCACCAAUGAUAGUCAUUGUUUGGAUGGGGGGCUUUUAUCCAUUUCCGCAGUCACACAGAUCAGUCAAUCAGUAGCUGAACUGGGUUCCACACAGCCACAAAAACAAAUUAACUGAAAAAGCCACAAAAACAAAAACACAAAAUAAAUAGCAAAAACCAAAGUGCCAGACUUAUACCAUUCCAGAAGUCCGUUUGACUUCCGAAAUGUUUGAAAACCAAGACGCAGCUUCUGAUUGGUGCAGGCGCCCCAGAAACAAUAGCUGACAACCACAUUGGAUGUUCGGCUUCCGGAAAACAUUCAAAAACUGGAACAUUUACUUCCAGGUUUUCAGCGUUUGAGAACCAAGGCAUUUGAGAACCAAGGUACCGCUGUACAGCUGUGAUGGGGAACCUCUGGCCCGCCUGAUAUCUUGGGACCCAUCAGCCCCAGCCAGCUUGCCUAGUGGUCAGGGAUGAUAAACGUAGUUGUAAAUGAUGGUUAGCUCAAAAGCUGGAAUAAUAAAGUAUGGUUUGAUCCUGGUUUAAGAGUUUUUAAAAUUUAAUUUUAAACUGUUGGGAGCUGUCCUGGAACCUGAUGGUGAAAAGUAGGCAAUAAGUUUAAAUCAUCAUCAUAGAAUUGUAGAGAGCCAGUGUGGUGUAGUGGUUAAGAGCGGUAGUCUCGUAAUCUGGGGAACCGGGUUCGCGUCUCCGCUCCUCCACACGCAGCUGCUGGGUGACCUUGGGCCAGUCACACUUCUCUGAAGUCUCUCAGCCCCACUCACCUCACAGAGUGUUUGUUGUGGGGGAGGAAGGGAAAGGAGAAUGUUAGCCGCUUUGAGACUCCUUAGGGUAGUGAAAGGCAGGAUAUCAAAUCCAAACUCUUCUUCUUCUAGAGUUGGAAGGGACCCUGAGAAUCAUAAUUAGUCCAAACCCCUGCAAUGCUGGAAUAUGCAGCUGUCCGACUUGGGGAUCAAACCUACAAACUUGAUAUUAUCAGCACCAUGCUCUAACCAACUGAUCUAUCAAUAAUAAUAAUAAUAAUAAUAAUAAUAAUAAUAAUAAUAAUACUACAUUUGGAGGGCUGCAGGUUCCCCAUCCCAACAGAAUUGGUGUUAAAGGACAAUUAAAUCGAAUUUAUCAAAGUAAAAUCAUAGAACUGGGACCUCAUGGGUCAUCUAGUCCAACCCCCCUUCAAGGCAGGAUUCACAGCUAAAUAAUCUCUGACAGAUGGCCAUCCAACCUCUGUUAAAAAACUUCCAGUGAUGUAGUUUGUUUCCUCUGUCAAAUGGCUCUCACCAUCAGAAAGGGAAACACGAUACUCUGGGCUCAAGGGCACCCUUCCUCCAAGAAUAUCGCCAUCCUCAUCCUCAUCCUGCCCCCAAGUGAUGCUGCCUGCCUGAGCCAUGCUGGCGCAAGGACAAAGUUGGCACAGAGAUCUGCGGCCAACUAAACAUGCGCGCUCGCUCUCUCUCCCGCCCGCCCCCCCCCCCACCGUAAAAUAUAUUUUCUGUACAGUAGUACAUUAUCCCCUCGCUCUCUCCCUCCUUCGAUCGAUCCUCCCAACGACCUCUUUACUCAAGUCAGGCUUCUUGUUUUCCAGCGCCUGUCAGCCACUUCCCAAAAUUGCAAUUAAGCUGUCAAGGGAGCGAGCAGAAGCGUUUGCAAUUCACAGCCUCGGCAGGAAAGGAAGGGAGGUGGGCAGGUCCGGAUCGCAGUGCGCUGGGACAGAAAGCUAAGGCCGAGGGUAGAGCUACCCUUUUUUUCCCCGGACCUCCCCAGCCUCCCCACCCCAUGCAUUUCACAGCAACCUGACAGACAAAAAUCCAGCUUUGGCGAAGAAGAAGAAGAAGAAGAAGAAGAAGAAGAAGAAGAAGAAGAAGAAGAAGAAGAAGAAGAAGAAGAAGAAGAAGAAGAAGAAGAAGAAGAAGAAGAAGAAGAAGAAGAAGAAGAAGAAGAAGAAGAAGAAGAAAAUAAUAAUAAUAAUAAUAAUAAUAAUUUAUUAUUUGUACCCUGACCAUCUGGCUGGGUUUCCCCAGCCACUCUGGGCGGCUUCCAACAAAGAUUAAAAAUACAUUAAAAUGUCACACAUUAAGAACUUCCCUGAACAGGGCUGCCUUCAGAUGUCUUCUAAAUGUUAGGUAGUUGUUUGACAUCUGGUGGGAGGGUGUUCCACAGGGCAGUUGCCACUACCAAGAAGGCCCUCUGCCUGGUUCCCUGCAGUUUUGCUUCUCGCAAUGAGGGAACUGCCAGAAGGCCCUUGGAGCUGGACCACAGGCCAGGGCUUGGGAACAGGAAGCCCUCCUCACAGCCCCCAAAAUAUAAAACAGAAGCCAAAAUAUAAAACAGCAGCAGUCAUUAAUAAUAAUAAUAAUAAUAAUAAUAAUAAUAAUAUAUUAUAAUAAUAUAUAAUAAUAAUUUAUUAUUUCUACCCCGCCCAUCUGGCUGGGUUUCCCCAGCCACUCUGGGCGGCUUCCAACAGAACACUAAAAUACAAUAACCUAUUAAACUUUAAAAGCUUCCCUAAACCGGGCUGCCUUCAGAUGUCUUCUAAAAGUCUGGUAGUUGUUCUUUUCUUUGACAUCUGAUGGGAGGGCGUUCCACAGGGCGGGCGCCACCACCGAGAAGGCCCUCUGCCUGGUUCCCUGUAGCUUUGCUUCUCACAGCGAGGGAACCGCCAGAAGGCCCUCAGCGUUGGACCUCAGGUCCGGGCAGAAUGAUGGGGGUGGAGACGCUCCUUCAAGUAUACUGAGCCAAGAAGAAGAAGAAGAAGAAGAAGAAGAAGAAGAAGAAGAAGAAGAAGAAGAAGAAGAAGAAGAAGAAGAUGCUAAAGGGAGUGGGCAAAAUUGUGCCUGUUGAAUGUCUGGUUCUUAAACUUUCCCCUUCCCUUGAUGCCCCUUUCAACACACCUGCUUUAUGCAUUUUAAAAAAUGGUUCUGUUGUUCUUUUAAUCUGAACUUCCCCUCAAGCUAACAGAUGCCAGGCAGGGGGAAAAGGAAAUGAAAGCAUGUCUCAGCAAUCCAGCAGGGGAUCGUUGGCCCAGGGGAAGGGUAGAGCAUAUGCUUUGCAUGCAGAAGGCACCGAGCAUUCACACGUAGAACUGGGAGAGAGCCCCACUCCUCUGUCUGAAUCCUUGGAGAACUGUUGCCAGUGAAUGUAGACCAGUUUCCCAAACCCUGUUUUUUUUGGACUACAGUUCCCAUCAUCCCUGAUCACUGGUCCUGCUAGCUAGGGAUGAUAGGAGUUGUAGUCCAAAAACAGCUAGAGACCCAAGUUUGGGAAACCCUGAUGUAGACAGACCAAUGGUCUGAUUUGGUAGGAGGCAACUUGCUAUUUAAAUCAGCACCAUGAGGAAUAAUAAAAUCUUACUAUUAUAUUUAAGGGAAGGAUCAUAGCUCAAUGGUUGAGCAGCUGUUUCGCAUGCAGAAGGACCCAGGUUCAAAUCCAGAUCCCCUGUCUGAAAUCCUGUACAGCCACUGCCAGUCAGUGUAGACAAUCUAAGUCAGAUGGCCUGACAUGGUACAAAGCAGUUUCCUAUGUUCCAGUGCAUGAAAAUGGAGACAAACAAAGAACCAUUGUGGUGUAGCAGUUAGAUGGUUGGGAUUCAGUGAUCGGGAUGCAGACUUGGGUUCAAAUCCCUGCUCAGCCAAAGAGCAUACCUUUAAUAGCUUUCUUUCAGACACCAGACAAGGCCUGUCUCGUUUGGCAAAGAUGUUAACAGUAGUUAAGAACCAUCAGGGUCCCCCCCAACCCCCGCUCAGUGUUACUUAUUUAGAGCAGUUAAAGGUAAAGGGACCCCUGACUGUUAGGUCCAGUUGUGGCCAACUCUGGGGUUGCGGUGCUCAUCUCGCUUUACUGGCCGAGGGAGCCGGCAUACAGCUUCCGGGUCAUGUGGCCAGCAUGACUAAGCUGCUUCUGGCGAACCAGAGCAGCCCACGGAAAUGCCGUUUACCUUCCUGCUGGAGUGGUACCUAUUUAUCUACUUGCACUUUGACGUGCUUUUGAACUGCUAGGUUGGCAGGAGCAGGGACCAAGCAACGGGAGCUCACCCCGUCGCGGGGAUUCGAACUGCCGACCUUCUGAUCGGCAAGCCCUAGGCUCGGUGGUUUAAACCACAGUGCCACCCGCGUCCCAGUUGGACUCCCUUAGAGCGGUUGGACUCCCUUUUUUAAGCCAAAGGGCUUGCAGAGCAGUUAGUGGACUACAAAUUAAAACAAGGCCUUCCCUGCCCGCAGGCCUAAAAGUGACGGCACAAAAGGAAAAGGCAACAAGCAGGGAAGAGGAAAGAAGUAAACUCAGGCACCAUUUCUUGAAGUGAAACAGGAACUCUUAUCAGGAGGAGCUGGAAUGGAAGCAGCUCAGAGCUGGCCUUUCAGCUGAUGGCCUUUCUCAUCUCUCCCACUGACGUAGCCUGCUGGAAUGACUGCUACCUGGUGGCAGUAGAGGGAGAGGAGGCCUGACGCAGCUGGCCUUUCAAAUUCUAUUUAUACUGCCGUUUUAAUGUAUUUCUGAUGGCUUCCUUUUAGCUGCGCUCAUCCUUACGGCGUGUGGUUGUUUUUAAGUGGUCUUUGUGCGCGAGGCUAAAAGGGCUUUCAGAGUUAAAAGGCACACACACACCACUCACCAAAACCACAACCAACACCAAGUGUGGGGAUAUAGGCGCACAUACAGGAACAACAAGAAUAUUGCCGUGUUGAAGAAGGAGGUGCAGAGGAGAAUUAGAUUUUUGAAAUAGGCCUCUUUUGUGACAGCUGGGAAGAAAAUUUGGCUGGUGGCCCUUGCUAUGUACCACCACACCAGGUCCAGCUUGACCUGUUGGCUUUCAGCCUGUUGUCCAGCAGCUAAAGGCAAAAGGAGGCCAGGAAGAAACAAACAAAAAGAGUUGAUAAUCAUAGGUGGGACGUGAUAAUGCUGCAGCCACGAUGAAGGCUGGUCGAUUCAGGCUUUACCUCAAGAACUUCUGCCUGCCUUCAGUCAACUCCCCACCUGGCUUACUCCCAGUUCAUGGGGUGACACUGUCUGUCACCUUCCUCCUCCCUAGUCUUAGGAGGAGGGUGAAGGGGACAAAAUUCAAGCCAGCUGGCUCCACUGACCAUUGGCCCUGGUAAGGUAAAGGGACCCCUGACCAUUAGGUCCAGUUGUGGCCGAUUCUGGGGUUGCGGCGCUCAUCUCGCUUUAUUGGCUGAGGGAGCCGGCGUACAGCUUCUGGGUCAUGUGGCCAGCAUGACUAAGCCGCUUCUGGCGAACCAGAGCAGCGCACGGAAACGCCGUUUACCUUCCCGCCGGAGCGGUACCUAUUUAUCUACUUGCACUUUGACGUGCUUUCGAACUGCUAGGUUGGCAGGAGCAGGGCCAGAGAAACGGGAGCUCACCCCGUAACGGGGAUUCGAACCGCCGACCUUCCGAUCAGCAAGUCCUAGGCUCUGUGGCUCUGGUGCCAUGCGUGGAUUCGGAGACAGGAAGAGCAAGACACACACAGCCUCCAUGUCUACUCAGCUGCAGCCUUGGCUCUGCUCAAGGGCUGCUGGAUCAGAGCAGGCCGUAAUUCUGAGCAAGCUAAGAGCUGGUGACAUUUUAACAGCCUGCCAAAAUGGGCUCAUGAAUGCCUGGGGAUUAGCUAUCCAUCAGGAAGCUGGCUUGGAAACGAGCCUGCUUGAGAGGCUGUUGCUUGUGGUCAGGGGAGCUCCUUGUGGAGAGGAGAGAGAGAGAGAAAGAGAGAUUCAGGACGGAGCCCUGAAUCCCUCCCCAAAAUAGUCCUUUUUCGUACAAAUGUUCAUUGGCUUAGGGCCGUUUCUGUCACAAGAUGGGACCGAAAGGUGUCUUGAGGAAAAGGAAGCUAGUGUUCCCCGGACUUGAGUCUCUAGCUGCUUUUGGACUACAACUCCCAUCAUCCCUAGCCACUGGUCCUGCUAGCUAGGGAUGAUGGGAGUUGUAGUCCAACAACAGCUGGAGGCCCAAGUUUUGGAAACACUGAACUAAAAGAGAUGGAACUAGAAGAGUAAGUCCCUACCAGAGAAGGAUGGCAGAUCAAGUUGAUGGAUUGUGUGGAAAUGGCUAAAAUAACCUGAAGAAUAAGAAAUCAGGAAGACCAAAAUUUUAAUAAGGAAUGGGGGAAAUUUAUAACCUAUCUUUUACAUUGUUUUAAAUCUUUGUUUUCCUUCUUGGAUUGUACCCCCAAGUGUGUUUUAUAAGCUGGUCUCCAACCGUAAUUAAUAAACUAUCUAUCUAACCUAUCUUAAAAAACCAUUAUAAACAGUUAAAAUUGUUACUAGGAUUGGAAUAUCACUUGUAGUUUAAGGGUGAAUUUUGGACACAGUGGAGAUGUAAAAGAUGUGGAUUGUCAUAAAAGAUGCAGGAGGAAACGAUUAACAACAGGACCCACAAAGGGGAGGAGGGAAGUCCGGGAGAUUCCUUGGAAUCUUAUUUCCAUGUUGUACGUUCGAUAUGUGAAUGUAAAGCUUUAAUCUUAAAAACAAUUUUUUUUAAAAAAGAGGAGACACUGAACGAGAGGGAGGCUCACUGAUAUUUAAUACAGUCACGGUAGCUCAACAAAACCUGCGUAUUAAUAGGCAGUCAGUGCCUGAAUACCAAUCACUGAACAUCCUGAUUUAGGAAGCUGUAUGGCUCACUGGUGAAAAGGGAUAAGUAGGUGAAAUAUACUCGGAGUCAAUAGUGGAUUUCAUGCUCUUUAUUCAGCUCAUAGUGGUGAGGAGGAAUGGAAGUUCCCCCAGAAUGUCUGCUUUAUAUACAUUAUUUACACAAUGGGCCCCACGUGAUUGGCUAAUUCUGGAAUUCUCCUGUAGGCCAAUCAGGUUGCAGAUUCACUUCCACUUGGAGCUGGAUUGGGUGGCUCCUGUGGACCAAUCAGACUGCUGCAUUCUGGAUCCUAUUCAACUCAGUACCUAACAGUAGGGAUGUCUGCCUUGUUGUGCAUAUGUUCUGUGUUCGUUCUGAACGCUGUUUGCUUUACUCUGCCUGCUUCCUUCUCCACCUCCACGCAGGGACCCUGGGCACAGACACGGAAGAGCGGUUGGUAGAACAUCUCCUGGAUCCGUCACGGUACAACAAGCUGAUCCGCCCGGCCACCAAUGGAUCCGAGUUGGUUACUGUGCAGCUGAUGGUAUCAUUGGCCCAGCUCAUCAGCGUGGUACGUACCAAAGAUGGGGAACUGGGAACUGCCAAACGGGUCAAAAUGCUGUUCAAAGCAGAGGUCUUCUGUAAGUCUGGAGAAAGCUUCCUUCUUGGAGCUGCCCUUUUAGAAUCAUAGAACUGCUGAGUUCAAAGGGAACCCCAACAGUCAUCUAGUCCAACCCUCUGCAAGGUGGGCAUCACAGCGAAGGAAUCCCUGACAGAUGGCCACCCAAUCUCUGCUUUGCCUUGCUGAGUUAUAUUCCUGUGUAGGAAUCAUUUUGGAGAAAAUCUGGCCCUUUUUUAGGUCAUCCUCCUUGGUAUCAUUGGACGCGGGUGGCACUGUGGGUUAAACCACAGAGCCUAGGGCUUGCUGAUCAGAAGGUCGGCGGUUCGAAUCCCCACGACGGGGUGAGCUCCCAUUGCUCGGUCCCAGCUCCUGCCAACCUAGCAGUUCGAAAGCAAGUCAAAGUGCAAGUAGAUAAAUAGGUACCGCUCCAGCGGGAAGGUAAACAGCGUUUCCAUGUGCUGCUCUGGUUUGCCAGAAGCGGCUUAGUCAUGCUGGCCACAUGACCCGGAAACUGUACGCCGGCUCCCUCAGCCAAUAAAGCGAGAUGAGCGCCGCAACCCCAGAGUCGGUCAUGACUGGACCUAAUGGUCAGGGGUCCCUUUAGCUUUACCUUACCUUGGUAUCAUUAUAUGUGUCUUUCCCAGCCAGUCUGUUUCUUAAUGUUUCUAGUCUUUCUAAAAUUUUAGCUUGGACUGAGGAUGGGAAUGACCAGAAUUGACUUAGAGUGUUUUCUUCUAUAGAGAAAUUGUCCUUUUGCUCGCUCACAGGGCAUUGCAAAUCGUGUAAGGGUGUGCUUUUCCUUUUUAAUUUUGGGGUCUCUUGUUUAUGACCUUUUGGAGUUGGUUCUCCUUUUUGGAUUUUUCCUGGUCCUCUUCUACCAUUGGCUAACCACACUUGGCAUCAAAGGGUCAAUGGUACAAUAUUUUCAAAGAAUCUUAGUAUUGCUAUCCUUUCCUUUAAGAAGAGAUGUCUUGAUCUAUGGAUAAAUUUGGCCAAAUUUUGAUCUUGAAAGGUGAUCAUUGCUCGUACCAACUAACCAUCAUAAUGUAAGUACUCUCUAUAACAUGGUGUCAUCCCGCCCAAAGCUUGUGGUACUACAACUCCCACCACCUCUGACCAUUGGCCAAGCUGGCUGCUGGUGGCUUGAGCUUGUGUUCAAAGAAGAUUGGACAGGAGCUAUCCGUAGCUACUGCCCACAAUGCCUCCACGACUGAAGGCAGCAAUGCUACUGAGAACCAGUCACUGGAAGCUGCAGGAGCGGGGUUGGCCCUUGUGCUCAGGAGCUGCUUGCAUCUGGUCGGCCACUGUGAGAAGAGGAUGCUGGACUAGCCUUUGGCUUGACCCAGUGGGCUCUUCUCGUGUUCUUCACUUCAAUUCAAAGUGUUGGUGCUGACCUUUAAAGCCCUAAACGGCCUCGGUCCAGAAUAUCUGAAGGAGCGUCUCCACCCCCAUCAUUCUGCCCGGACACUGAGGUCCAGCACCGAGGGCCUUCUGGCGGUUCCCUCACUGCAAAAAGCCAACUUACGGGGAACCAGGCAGAGGGCCUUCUCUGUAGUGGCACCCGCCCUGUGGAACGCCCUCCCACCAGAUGUCAAAGAGAACAACAACUACUACCAGACUUUUAGAAGACAUCUGAAGGCAGCCCUGUUUAGGGAAGCUUUUAAUGUUUGAUGCAUUACAGUAUUUUAAUACAGUGGUACCCCAGGUACUCUUCAGGUUAUAUACGCUUCAGGUUACAGACUCCACUAACCCAGAAAUAGUACCUUGGGUUAAGAACUUUGCUUCAGGAUGAGAACAGAGAUCGCGCAGUGGUGGCGCGGCGGCAGCAGGAGGCCCUAUUAGCUAAAGUGGUGCUUCAGGUUAAGAACAGUUUCAGGUUAAGAACGGACCUCCGGAACGAAUUAAGUUCUUAACCUGAGAUACCACUGUAUUUUGUUGGAAGCCACCCAGAGUGGCUGGGGAAGCCCAGCCAGAUGGGCAGGGUAUAAAUAUAUUAUUAUUAUUAUUAUUAUUAUUAUUAUUAUUAUUAUUCUGAUGCCUUUUCUUUUGCUUCUGUUGACAGCACGAGCGGGAGCAGAUCAUGACCACCAACGUGUGGCUGACCCAGGUAAGUUGCCUGCCACCACCCCUCUCUUUAUUUAUUUACUCAUAAAUAGAACCAAUGUGCCCCUUUUCAGUAAUAGUGGUUUGCUUAAUCACUUACCUUCUGCUGCAGUUGGAAGCAGGAAGGGGAAAAUGAGCACUAUGUUGGACACUAUCUAGACCAGAGGCUCCAGCUGUUGCAAAAUGCUGCAGGGAGACUGUUGACGGAGACAACCACCAGUGCAUCAUCCAUCAAUCAUCAGUGCUCGAAAGCUUACACUGGCUGCCCAUACACUACCAGGCCUGAUUCAAAGGUCUUGCAUCAAUUUACAAGCCCCAUAACAACCAGGGUUCAAGAUAUCUCAAGGACCACUCUGAUUUCUCAUAUCACUGCCCAGUCACUGCGGUAUUUGGGGGAGUCACUGUUAGAGGUCCCCCAUAACUCAGGCGCACAGCCCCAAGGAAUCCUGGGAAUAGUAGCUUGUUAAAGGUGUCGAGAAUUCUUACCAGCUCCAUCUGGUACACUGGUUGAGACCCUACCUGCCUGCAGACUGUCUCGCCAGAGUGGUACACGCUGUGCUUUUUUUUCUUAAAAAAUGUUUAGGGGUACUCUCAUUUUCCUACUCAUACUGAAAUACUGCCCCUCAAUGAGGCCAAACUUAGAUUCACAAAAUGUUUAGGGGUAUGCGUCCCCCCAGAAAAAAGCACUGGGUACAUGAUCUGGUUAUCUGCCGCUUGGACUUCUGCAAUGCACUCUACGUGGGGCUGCCUUUGAAGGUGACUUGGAAAGUACAACUAAUCCAGAAUGCGGCUGCCAGACUGGUGACCUUCUGAUCAGCAAGUCCUAGGUUCUGUGGUUUAACCCACAGCGCCACCCGCAUCCCUGAAUAAACGCCACCCGCGUUUAUGUUGAAUAAACGCCUGUAAAUAAUGCUUACACAUGUCUUUGGUGCUGUGACUCGGACUUCUCACGACGGAAGUGGCGGACAGAGACAUGUGUAAGCAUUAUUUACAGACGUUUAUUCAGCAUAGUUCAGGAACAAAGGAAAAACAUGUCUGCUUCCCUUCGUGUCCGACAAAAGAGCAAAGCAAUAGCAAUAUACAAACGGACGUUCCCAGCAAGCCUGUGCUGGAAGUAAACAGGCACGUGACACACAACAGUCAUGCCUGUUUCUUUUAAGGUGGAACAGAACUAUAUCCUAAUAGAACCUUGCAUCUUUUUAAUACUAAAAACCCCCAAAAUAAGCCACUCUCACCCACCUGGAGAUUCAGGACCUCCACCUGCCACCUGGAAGGAGUGAGGCAAAACUGGAGACUUCAGGUCAGGCUUGGGGAUUUGGCCAUCCCGGUUGUGUCAAGCCCCACCCCCACCCCAUCUCUCUUUCUCUCUCCAUUGCAGGAAUGGGAGGAUUAUCGCCUUACAUGGAACCCAGAGGAGUUUGAUGACAUGAAGAAGGUGCGGCUGCCAUCCAAACACAUCUGGCUUCCGGAUGUUGUGCUCUACAACAAGUAGGUGCACCUCAGCAUUCUUUGCCCUGGGUCUAAUGCUUGCGGAUCUCGGACGACAAUAGUGAACCUGCAGUUCAUGGGCCGUAUUAGGACUGCAGAACCAUCUGGAGGGGCCACCCCGGCCCCAUCUUCCUCCUUGUCACAAUGCCGCGGUAUCAGAAGAGCUUUCAAAGCCAGGCGUAGGGGACCUUUGGCCUUCCAAACGUUGCUGGACUACAACUCCCAUGAGCCCCAGCAAGCAUGGCUAAUGGGCAGCGAUGAUGGGAGGUGUCGUUCAGCAACAUCUGGAGGGCCAAAGGUCCCCUACACUUGCUUUCUUGGGGGGGGGAUUUGAUAUCCUGCCUUUCACUCCCCUUCAGGAGUCUCAAAGCGGCUAACAUUGUCCUUUCCCUUCUUCCCCCACAACAAACACUCUGUGAGGUGAGUGGGGCUGAGAGACUUCAGAGAAGUGUGACUGGCCCAAGGUCACCCAGCAGCUGCAUGUGGAGGAGCGGGGAAGCGAACCCGGUUCCCCAGAUUACGAGUCCACUGCUCUUAACCACUACACUACACUUGCCUGCUGCUAGAUAGGGAUUGAGGUGGUUUAAAAGCAGGUUAGAAAGUGGAACAUGCUUGUGUGUGUGUGUGUGUGUGUGUGAGAGAGAGAGAGAGACCGUGUAUGUUUGACUGAGAGUGAGUGUGUAUGUGUGAGAGACAGAGUAACUGUACGUUUAUUGGAUCUGAAAUGAUAAUAAUAAUAAUAAUAAUAAUAAUAAUAAUUUUUAUUUUAUACCCCGCCCUCCCCGGCCAGAGGUGGGCUCAGGGCGGCUAACACCAAUAAAAUAAAAUCACAGUAAAAACAUAAUAGGGGGGAAAGAGAGGGAGAAAAAAAAAACCCAAUUUAAAAUACAGGUUAAAAUGCAGCCUCAUUUAAAAAUAGCUGAUAAAUCAAGACCAUAAGGUGAGGGAAACAUAAGGGUCAGACUGAAUCCAAACCAAAGGCCAGGCAGAGCAGCUCCAUCUUGCAGGCCCUGCGGAAAGAUGUCAAGUCCCGCAGGGCUCUAGUCUCUUGUGACAGAGCGUUCCACCACGUCGGGGCCAGUGCUGAAAAGGCCCUGGCCCUAGUUGAGACCAAUCUAACCUCCUUGAGGCUUGGGACCUCCAAGGUGUUGUCAUUUGUGGACCUUAAGGUCCUCCGUGGGGCAUACCAGGAGAGGCAAUCCCGUAGGUACGUGUGUCAUAGGUCGCAGAGGGCUUUAAAGGUCAAAACCAGCACCUUAAACCUGACCCUGUACUCCACCGGGAGCCAGUGCAGUUGGUUCUAGAAAAAGAGGUGCCGGAACUCACCACAAAUGCCUCGCUUGUUCUGUUAGAAUGGCAAUGGCGCCCACCUGAGAGGUGCUGGAACUGAGUUCCAGCUGAAAGCCCUGGUUUCCGCAUGGAACUGUAGAGUAAGAAAGGACCAUGAGAGUCGUCCAGUCCAACAGGAAAUAGUUUUUAAUUGUUUUUAUACAGGAAAGCGCUUUUAAAGACCAAUUUUCUUCAUUUCAUUGUUUCGGCUGUGGAGGUUCCUACUGUGAAAGCGCUUCAAACUAUAUUAUGGGCCACAAUUCAUAAAUAGAAUCAAACAGAUAAAAAGGCAGGUCCGGGUGGCCUGCAUUAUGAGGAAUGUGUGGAUGGCAUGGGUAGGCAUUUGUGCGUGUGUGCACACGGUGCGUGAGCUCUGAUCUGGGCACCUGCACCAUCAGGCUUCGGAGAAUCGGAACGCUCCCCUGGUGGCAGUGAAUAAGCAGAUCAAACAAAAGAAGUGUUCUUACCAGUUAGUUUCUUUAAUAAACACAGUGAGAGACAGACAAAGCAAUGUAUAUCUCUCUAGAAAUGGCGGUGCUCCCAGUAAAGGUUUACCCCUCCUCUGUCCCCAUUAAUCUGCGCCACUCCUACGUCGGGUAACCUGAGCUUGUUGCUGCUGCGCUCUCUGUUCUAUCACUCUUGGAGCCUGUCUAGUUCUAGGCGAAGGGGGUCUGGAAUGCUGUCCAAGGACACUGAAUCUGCCAGAUGUCUCCCUCCUGGUGUUUCCUCUUCUAGCUGUUCCUUAUCCAGUAUUUCCCAGCUUUUCACCUCUGGACUAUGCCCUUCUGCAAACCACUGUUCUAACUCAAUACUGUCCUCCUGCCCUUGGGAAGCUUCAGGAGAAGCGGGUAGCGGCUCCCACCAUUCCUCCUCAGUCCAGCCUCCAGUCUAGUCCAGUCCAGUCCAGACAUGCACCUUCUAGACCAGGGGUAGGCAACCUAAGGCCCGGGGCCCGGAUCCGGCCCAAUUGCCUUCUCAACCCGGCUCAUGGACGGUCCGGGGAUCAGCAUGUUUUUACAUGAGUAGAAUGUGUCCUUUUAUUUAAAAUGCAUCUCUGGGUUAUGUGGGGCAUAGGACUUCAUUCCUUUCCCACCCCCCCAAAAAAUAUAGUCCAGCCCAUGGCUUGAGGGACGGUGGACUGGCCCACGGCUGAAAAAGGUUGCUGACCCCUGUUGUAGACCAACAAUGAGCAUUGCUUCCCCUUUUCCCUCCCCUUCCCCAGCGCCGACGGGAUGUACGAGGUGUCCUUCUACUCCAACGCCGUCGUCUCCUACGAUGGCAGCAUCUUCUGGCUCCCUCCGGCCAUCUACAAGAGUGCCUGCAAAAUUGAGGUGAAGCAUUUCCCCUUUGACCAGCAGAACUGCACCAUGAAGUUCCGCUCGUGGACUUAUGACCGGACGGAGAUCGACCUGGUGUUGAAGAGCGAGGUGGCCAGCUUGGAUGACUUCACCCCCAGCGGAGAGUGGGACAUCAUUGCCCUGCCGGGACGGCGCAACGAGAACCCCAACGACUCCACCUACGUGGACAUCACCUAUGACUUCAUCAUCCGCCGCAAACCGCUCUUCUACACCAUCAACCUCAUCAUCCCUUGCAUCCUCAUCACCUCCUUAGCCAUCCUGGUCUUCUACCUGCCUUCCGACUGCGGCGAGAAGAUGACCCUCUGCAUCUCGGUCCUUUUGGCCCUCACCGUCUUCCUGCUUCUGAUCUCCAAGAUCGUGCCGCCCACCUCGCUGGACGUGCCGCUGGUGGGCAAGUACCUGAUGUUCACCAUGGUCUUGGUGACCUUCUCCAUUGUCACCAGCGUCUGUGUGUUGAACGUCCACCACCGCUCGCCCACCACCCACACCAUGCCGCCCUGGGUCAAGGUGGUCUUCCUGGACAAGCUGCCCACCCUCCUCUUCAUGAAGCAGCCCCGGCAGAACUGCGCCCGCCAGAGGUUGCGCCAGAAGCGGCAGAACCAGGAGCGGACGACCGGGAGCUUCUUCCUCCGCGAAGGUGCCAGGUCCUGCACUUGCUACGUCAACCCGUCCACGGUCAAGAAGUUCGGGGCGGGGAGCGGCGGUGAUGGCGGGGGAAGGCCCUUUACGGAAACGUCGGAGCCGGGAGUCAACGGUUACCGGGACAGGCCGGGUCAAACGGUGCCACCGCCAGGCCCCUGUUGCUGCGGCCUGGAGGAGGCUGUGGACGGAGUACGCUUCAUCGCGGAUCAUAUGAAGAGUGAAGACGACGACCAGAGUGUGAGUGUCUGGAAGGGAAGGGGCUUGAGGGCAGGGUGGUGGGCUUUUGUGGCCUUAAGUCAGUCUUGUAAAUAACAUACCCGCCAACAUUUUUCUGAAGGAGCAUCUCCACCUGCAUUGUUCAGCCCGGACACUGAGAUCCAGCUCUGAGGGCCUUCUGGUGGUUCUCUCACUGCGAGAAGUGAGGUUACAGGGAACCAGGCGGAGGGCCUUCUCGGUAGUGGCACCCGCUCAUCAGAUGUCAAGGAAAUAAACAACUGUCUGACUUUUAGAAGACAUCUGAAGGCAGUCCUGUUUAGGGAAGUUUUUAAUGUUCGAUGUUUUAUUGUGUUUUUUUAUUAUUUAAAGUUUUUGCGACAGAAAAAGGAGUAAAAACUAGAAAAAAACUUACAACCACAAUCAUUCAAAAUAAUUCAAAUUACAAACACAAUAAUUUUACUUUUAUAUCACAUUCUCAAUAAUUUUCCAAAUACCACCCCUCCCCCCACCCGACUUCCCCUCACCCAUGUGAGAUCUUAUUGGCAUUUGUAUUAUUGUUUCUUGUUGUCUUAGCAGUUAUUUAUACUUAAUAGUCAUAUCCUUUAUAAUAUGAUCUUGUAGCCUUGUGGGUCUUUCCCUUUACGUUUAUGUUAAACUUAAUUUCCAUAUCCAUAUUUUUUCAUAUAUAUCGCUACACACUCCCAUUCUCUCUUGAUUUUUGCUUGGGGCAGCCCCUAAUUGAUGCCGUUAAUUUUGCCAUCUCCAUAAAUUCACCAUUCUCCAUUCUGAAAUAUUUUUCCUGUUUUCUAAUUUUUUGCCUCUAGUAAUCUAGCCACUGCUGUCACAUAGAGGAAUAUAUUCUUUUUAUCUUUGAGGAUAUUGUUGGUUGGUUUUAUUGUGUUUUUAAUAUUCUGUUGGGAGCUGCCCAGAGUGGCUGGGGAAACCCAGUCAGAUCGGUGGUGUAUAAAUAAAUUAUGAUGAUGAUGAUGAUGAUGAUGAAAAUAAGGACGUCCUAUUCCAAAAGAAUACUAAUAAUUCCCCACCCAUUUGACUGUGCUGCCACAGCCACUCUGGGCGGCUUUCAACAUAUACAAAAACAUAAAAAACAUUUAUAUAGGGCUGACUUCAAAUGUCUUCUAACGGUUUUGUAGUUACUGAUCUCCUUGGCUCGGUGGUCACUCCAAACCCUCCAACAUUUCUCCAAUAAAAAUAGGGACGUCCUAAGGCAGGUAUCAGCAAACUUUUACAGCAGGGGGCCGGUCCACUGUCCCUCAGACCUUGUGGGGGGCCGGACUAUAUUUUUUUGGGGGGGGGGGAAUGAACGAAUUCCUGUGCCCCACAAAUAACCCAGAGGUGCAUUUUAAAUAAAAGGACACAUUCUACUCAUGUAAAAACACACUGAUUCCUGGACCGUCCGUGGGCCGGAUUCAGAAGGAGAUUGGGCCGGAUCCGGCCCCCGGGCCUUAGUUUGCCUGUCCAUGUUCUAAGGGAAAGCGGGACAUUCUGGGAUUAAAUCAGAAACCGGGAUAGCUUCUGCAAAUCCAGGACUGUCCCUGGAAAAUAGGGACAGUUGGAGCGCCUGAAAUAAGCCCACAAAAAAUUAGUAGGUUGCUUUCUCUCUCUGUGUGUAGGAUAUUAGGGGCUGCCAUCCCUGCUCACUCCUCCAACCCCCCCUACUUGCCAAUCCCAACCCUACUCCCCCCUUUAUCCCUCACCUAUUCCCUUGCAGCUCCUCCAGCCCCCUCUGCUCACAGUUUUCUGCAAUCCCCCCUCCAUCAACGUUUUCCCCAACGCCUUUUAAAGGAGGCUGGGUGCUUCAGAGAGCGGUCAUUUGAUCCAAACCCCUGCAAUCCAGGAAUCUCAGCCAAAACUUCCAUGACAGCAUCCUUUAGACCCAAGAUGCCUGAUGUGACUCACUUUCUAAUUUAUUUUUUACCACAUAUACAUACAGUGGCAAUGAUCUCUGGGUGAAAACCAAUCUGCCAGUCUUUGAUAUAAAGACAUAAGAACAGCCCCUGCUGGACCAAGCUGAUCACCCAUCAGAUGGGCGGGGUAUCAAUAAUAAGAUUAUUAUUAUUAUCUAAUCCUGCAUCCUGUUCCCCAGGGAGCUCUGAGAAUUGUAGCCGUUUGAGGGUCACAGGAGUUUCCUAACAGAUCUCAGCACCCUUAAACUACAGUUCCCAGGAUUCUUUGCAAGGGGUGGAGCCAUGAGCGUUUAACGUGGUACAGUGGUACCUCAGGUUACAGACGCUUCAGGUUACAGACUCUGCUAACCCAGAAAUAGUACCUCGGGUUAAGAACUUUGCUUCAGGAUGAGAACAGAAAUCGCGCCGCCACAGCGGGAGGCCCCAUUAGCUCAAGUGGUACCUCAGGUUAAGAACAGUUUCAGGUUAAGAACGGACCUCCAGAACGAAUAAAGUUCUUAACCUGAGGUGCCACUGUAUUGCAAUUGCUUUCAAUGUGUGGUCUUGGGCUAAGGUUACCAGAUUUUUUUCAAUGAAUCUGGGGACAUUUUUUCAACUUCCUGUUGAAUAGAUGGAUUUCGUCAGGGGACUGAUUUGUAAAUCCGGGGACUGUCCCCAGGAAACAGGGACGUCUGGUAACCUUACCUAUGUAGCUAUGUAGAACUUCCUUGUUCAGGCAAAGUCUACCUCUAAAUUCCAGUAGCUGGGGAACAAACUCAGUGGUUGCCUUUAAGGGUUCGAUUUGGACACUUCUGCCUGAACACAUUACAGUGGUACCUUGGGUUAAUAACUUAAUUCAUUCUGGAGGUCCAUUCUUAACCUGAAACUGUUCUUAACCUGAGGUACCACUUUAGCUAAUGGGGCCUCCCGCUGCUGCCAGACAAUUUCUGUUCUCAUCCUGAAGCAAAGUUCUUAACCCGAGGUACUAUUUCUGGGUUAGCGGAGUCUGUAACCUGAAGCGUCUGUAAACCAAGGAACCGCUGUAUAACUCGACGCUUCGUUCUGAUCAGUCAGGGCACUUCUUACAAAGCUUUCCCCACCAUAUCUCGAAUCAUCAUCUCCUGAAACAUGAUGCACUGUUUGUUUUUGUUUUUUUUUAAGAAAAAGGCUGUGGCAAUUUCCCAUCCCUUAGACAUUUCCUGGGGGUGACACAACUCUUCCUUGCUUCUUCCCCAUCUCCCUGCCGCCUCUCCUUUGCCAAGCCAUGAGUCAGAAUACCCUGUCCUUUCCUGACCUAUUCCCCACCUCCGAGUGCAGGGCAGCUGUGUUCUCCAACUGAGACACCGGCGAGCUCCAGAAUCAAUAUUUCCCUUCUGCUCGGCUGGAUCCCUGUGCUGAAGGCGCAUGAAAAAUUCAUGUGCAGUGAGAUAUGGAUGUAAGGGAGGGAGAGACCGAGAGAGAGAAGUCUGGGAAAACAGACUUAUAUUUCUUGGAGGUCUGCUGCUUUGCUGGUGGAAUAAUAAUAAUAAUAAUAAUAAUAAUAAUGUGGUACCUCAGGUUACAUAUGCUUCAGGUUACAUACGCUUCAGGUUACAGACUCCGCUAACCCAGAAAUAGUACCUCGGGUUAAGAACUUUGCUUCAGGAUGAGAACAGAAAUCGUGCUCCGGCGGUGCGGCAGCAGCAGGAGGCCCCAUUAGCUAAAGUGGUGCUUCAGGUUAAGAACAGUUUCAGGUUAAGAAUGGACCUCCGGAACGAAUUAAAUACUUAACCUUAGGUACCACUGUAAUAAUAAUAAUAAUAAUAAUAAUAAUAAUAAUAAUAAUUUGUACACUGCCCAUCUGACUGGGUUGCCCCAGCUACUCUGGGCAGCCUCCAACAUACAUAAAAACAUAAUAAAACAUUACAAGGGGUGCUGGGGGUGUUUUGGGCAUUUGUCCAAGUCCUUCCCCCAUCCAUCUGUGGCCAGAGAGCAAUGGGUCAAAGGUAGCCCCCGCCAACGACGACUUCCUCACCAAAGCAAAUCAUCCAUCUGAUCUGGUAGCCUUGCCAGAAACUAUUUGCAGAAGGAGAUGCUCUAUGCCCACUGGACCAGGGAGGUGUCAGGUAUGAAGCAGUUGCCAUAGGAACCGAGAGGAAGGGGAACCUGGAACAGCAGCAGAGUGAUGUCACUGCCCCAGGCUGCGCUCUGAGGCUGCAGGUUUGGGGCCAAGCCAGCUGAGCACUGAUGGGGGGGGGGGAGGAGACCGGCGAGACUCUCCCUUCGUCACCCUCAGUCGAAGGCAGGAAUGCUUCUGAAUACCAGUUGCUGGAAACUACUGGAGGGACGCGGGUGGUGCUGUGGGUUAAACCACAGAGCCGAGGGCUUGCCGAUCAGAAGGUCGGCGGUUCGAAUCCCUGCAAUGGGGUGAGCUCCCGUUGCUCGGUCCCUGCUCCUGCCAACCUAGCAGUUCGAAAGCGAGUCAAAGUGCAAGUAGAUAAAUAGGUACCACUCUGGCGGGAAGGUAAAUGGCGUUUCCGUGCGCUGCUCUGGUUCGCCAGAAGCGGCUUAGUCAUGCUGGCCACAUGACCCAGAAGCUGUGCACCGGCUCCCUCAGCCAGUAAAGCAAGAUGAGCACCGCAACCCCAGAGUCAGCCAUGACUGGACCUAAUGGCCAGGGGUCCCUUUGCCUUUACCUUUACUGGAGGUGAGAGGGAUGCAGGUGGCGCUAUGGUCUAAAUCACAGAGCCUAGGGCUUGCCACCACUGCUCAGUCCCAGCUCCUGUCCACCUAGCAGUUCAAAAGCACGUCAAAGUGCAAGUAGAUAAAUAGGUACCACUCUGGCGGCAAGGUAAAUGGCAUUUCUGUGCGCUGCUCUGGUUUCGCCAGAAGCGGCUUAGUCAUGCUGGCCACAUGACCUGGAAGCUGUACGCCAGCUCCCUCGGCCAAUAAAGCGAGAUGAGCGCCACAACCCCAGAGUCAGGCACGACUGGACCUAAUGGUCAGGGGUCCCUUUACCUUUACCUUAUAGUGCAAAGGUAAAACUUAGAUUUAGCACUCUGCCCAAUUUUUGCCCUGCUCAUCACUGGUGUGUGUGGCCCCCAGAAUGUGGCCCUUAGGGAGAAAGAAGGCUCCCCAUUCCUGAGCCAGCCUUUAUGAUUUGCAUUUUACAAAUUUCCAUAUAACCCACUUAAUAGAAUAAAACUCUCUGAGGCUUUAAAGACACUCUUGUGGGCAAUGAGAAGUGAACAAUAAGCAAAUAUUCCUUUUGGCACAAAGUUCCCAGCCUUCUUGCUUUUUCCUGGCAAAGGAUUUGGGUAUUACCCUUGAGAACUGGCGUACUUCAAAAAAUAAAUCUUAAAAAUCCCAUGUAAACAUGGGUCCAUGAGAGAUUGCACACUUAAAUAUAAUUGGAAGCUGAGCUGGAGCUGAGGACGAGUAUAUCCUCUGUGUACUGUGUUUGAGACUCCCUCCCCAUUCUCCCAGUACACGUAUGGCCCAUACAGAGAAUUUAGAAGCCUUGGAAACCCAGCUUUCAUUUAAAAGCAUAUCAGGGCUCUAGCCCUCAUGAGAAUGAAGAUAAAAUUGACCCAGAGCAGAAACCUGAAGGACUUUCCUGGUUUGCCAGCAAACCAGGCUUCAGAUAGCCUUCAGGGAGCUGUCAUUUCAGAGCCUAGGGCUUGCCGAUCAGAAGGUUGGGGGUUUGAAUCCCCGCCAUGGGGUAAGCUCCCGUUGAAAGGCCAGCUGCGUCAGGCCUCCUCUCCCUCUACUGCCACCAGGUAGCAGUCAUUCCAGCAGGCUACGUCAGUGGGAGAGAUGAGAAAGGCCAUCAGCUGAAAGGCCAGCUCUGAGCUGCUUCCAUUCCAGCUCCUCCUGAUAAGAGUUCCUGUUUCACUUCAAGAAAUGGUGCCUGAGUUUACUUCUUUCCUCUUCCCUGCUGGUUGCCUUUUCCUUUUGUGCCAUCGCUUUUAGGCCUGCGGGCAGGGAAGGCCUUGUUUUAAUUUGUAGUCCACAAACUGCUCUGCAAGCCCUUUGGCUUAAAAAAGGGAGUCCAACCACUCUAAGGGAGUCCAACUGGGACGCGGGUGGCACUGUGGGUUAAACCACAGAGCCUAGGGCUUGCCGAUCAGACGGUUGCCGGUUUGAAUCCCUGCAACGGGGUUAGCUCCCGUUGCUCAGUGCCUGCUCCUGCCAACCUAGCAGUUUGAAAGCACGUCAAAGUGCAAGUAGAUAAAUAGGUACUGCUCUGGCGGGAAGAUAAACGGCAUUUCCGUGCGCUGCUCUGGUUCGCCAGAAGCGGCUUAGUCAUGCUGGCCACAUGACCCGGAAGCUGUACGCCGGCUCCCUCGGCCAAUAAAGCGAGAUGAGCGCCGCAACCCCAGAGUUGUCCGUGACUGGACCUAAUGGUCAGGGGUCCCUUUAUCUUUACCUAAAACAACUGUAAAGGGUGCAAUCAACACAGGCAACUCUAUUGUUGUUUUUGUUUAAUGCUAACUUUACUAUUCUGCUUUUCACCAUCGGUUUGAAGGCAGUUUGCAAAAUUAGCAAAUGAAAGAAACUUCCUAAAACAAAAGCAGUAAUUAAAACCAGCAUUACAAAAAAAAGAAAGAAAGAAAGAAAGAGGAGGGGAACCCGAGCUGAAACCAUUUUUAAAAGCAGGCUAAACAGUCUGCUCUUUAAAAUAUUUAAGCAGGUCUUGCCUCUCCCCAGGAUCAGGUUCUGUGGGAGCAAGGGAAGGAGGCUAAAAAUCACAAAAGGAGAAUUAGCAACACCCCCCCCCCCACUUAGGAUUCUCUGGGGGUUGGGGAGGGGCGUGCAACAUUUGAAAUUGUAAAAAAAACAAAACCCCACUAAUAAUUGUGGUGGCUGGUACUCAUUGGGGCUGUUAGAGCAGCGGACCAAAAAUAAAAGUAGUAUAAGUAAGGUAAAGGGACCCCUGACCAUUAGGUCCAGUCACAGACGACUCUGGGGUUGCAGCACUCAUCUCGCUUUAUGGGCCAAGGGAGCCGGCGUACAGCUUCUGGGUCAUGUGGCCAGCAUGACUAGGCCGCUUCUGGCGAACCAGAGCAGCGAAUGGAAACGCCAUUUACCUUCCCACAGGAGCGAUACCUAUUUAUCUACUUGCACUUUGACGUGCUUUCGAACUGCUAGGUUGGCAGGAGCAGGGACCGAGCAACGGGAGCUCACGCCAUCGCGGGGAUUCGAACCACCGACCUUCUGAUCGGCAAGUCCUAGGCUCUGUGGUUUAACCCACAGCGCCACCCGCAUCCCUAAAAAAGUAGUAUAGACACCAACAAUUGGGAAACACUGGCCUGCAGGUGCUCUGAUUGGAGAAGAGCCUUUGCCAAAGGUGGUCGUGGACUUUGAAGGCACUCGAACUCAGGACAAAAGGGAGAAAUGUGCUAAGAGGAAGGCACAUUUGGCAAACCCUCACUGUGAUGAACUCCCACCCGGGAACCUAUGUCCCCACUGUGGAAGGAUGUGUGGGUCCAGAAUUGACCUCCACAGUCACUUACGGACUCACUGUUAAAACCUGUUUAUGGAAGACAAUCUUACUCAGCUAUGAGUGAUCGCCAAAGAAGAAGAAAGAAGAAGAUCAACAGCAGGUGGCGCCAGAGCCGAUGGCAGGCAAGGCCAAUUGCUUCUGCUCUUCCUUCCUGCUCUGUUCUACAAGGGCAAAACUGAGACCCAAGAGGAGAAAACUAACAGCCUGGGCUGUCCACUGGACUGGCUGUAAGGAAGCAGGAAGGGGCCUGACCGGGAGUGUGGUGGCAAAUUCAGAAGUGCAGGGUCCCUUCAAGAUAGUCACAGAAAUGGCCCCUCAUACACCCCUAAGAUUAGACAGCGAUCAUAUAAUUACAGUGGUACCUCGGGUUAAGUACUUAAUUCUUUCCGGAGGUCCGUCCUUAACCUGAAACUGUUCUUAACCUGAAGCACCACUGUAGCAAAUGGGGCCUCCUGCUGCCCCUGCACCGCCGGAGCACGAUUUCUGUUCUCAUCCUGAAGCAAAGUUCUUAACCUGAAGCACUAUUUCUGGGUUAGCGGAGUCUGUAACCUGAAGCGUAUGUAACCCAAAGUGCCACUGUUAUACAAUUAUGCAAUAACCCUGGGCAACCGGGGGGGGGGGCAAUGGGUGGAUCUUUGCACCCCGGCACUGCAUAUGCUUAAGACAGCCCAGAUUGGGCUUUUUGUGGAGUGUGUGUGUUUUGUUUUGUUUUGUUUUGUUUUGUUUUGUUUUGUUUUGUGUUUUGUUUUGUUUUACCUUACCUUACCUUACCUUACCUUACCUUACCUUACCUUACCUUACUUUACCUUACCUUACCUUACCUUACCUUGGGACGCGGGUGGCGCUGUGGGUUAAACCACAGAGCCUAGGACUUGCCGAUCAGAAGGUCGGCGGUUCGAAUCCCCACGACGGGGUGAGCUCCCGUUGCUCGGUCCCUGCUCCUGCCAACCUAGCAGUUCGAAAGCAUGAACUGCAAGUAGAUAAAUAGGUACCGCUCUGGUGGGAAAGUAAACGCCGUUUCCGUGCGCUGCUCUGGUUCUCCAGAAGCGGCUUAGUCAUGCUGACCACAGGAGCCGGAAGCUGUACGCCGGCUCCCUCGGCCAAUAAAGCGAGAUGAGCACCGCAACCCCAGAGUCAGCCACGACUGGACCUAAUGGUCAGGGGUCCCUUUACCUUACCUUACCUUACCUUACCUAGAUCUGGCACCCGUUUGGUCGGAAGCAGGCCCCGCAAGCGGGCCCACACACAACAGGUGCUUGCCAAGCCAAAACGGGUUCCAGCUGACAGGUGCUAACUUCCGCAUCCUUGGCCUUUCCCCAGGUGAGCGAGGACUGGAAGUACGUUGCCAUGGUGAUCGACCGCCUCUUCCUGUGGAUCUUCGUCUUCGUCUGCGUCUUUGGCACCAUUGGCAUGUUCCUGCAGCCUCUCUUCCAGAACUAUGCCACCAACUCCCUCUUGCAGAUCAACCACGGUGGUUCCGGCUCCAAGUAGCAUCUGCGCUCGCCCUUCUCCUUGGCCAACCUGUUCAGAGCGAGCGGAGAGAGGCGGGCCAAGGAAGAUUAAAGAGAGAGGGAGGGAGGAGGGAGGGAGAUGGAGCGGGACAGAGAGACACCCUACCCGAUCUCUACUUUUACGGACGCCGGCCUGAGGUGCGCUCAAUAUGGGAUUGUGGGCCCUUUCCCCUGCUGUCUGCCAUUGCCCCGGCUCAAGCUUCAGUACUGAGAACAGAGCCUUGCUUGCAGAGAAGUGGGCCAAAGCCAAACGACAAUACUGGAAUAGGUUGGUUUCUUCCGGGCUGCCAGGAUGAUAUGGUAGCUCAACAGUAGAGCACCUGCUUUGCAUGCGGAAGGUCGUAGGUUCAAUCCCCGGCUUCCCCACUUAAAAAAAAAAGAGGUGGUGGUGGUGGAAAAGGUUGCAGCAGGGUCAGGCCUGGCUGUCUGAUCUGCUUAUUUUAGGCAGCUUCCUCCAUUCCCAUUGAUCAGAGGUGUCAGUUCCAAGCAGCCAGGAGGAGUCAGUUCCUUCCAAGUGGCUGAGGUAAGAUGUCAAGUUCCUGGACGGCUGUCAGGAUGUGUUAUGGGGCACAGGGGGCGGCGAGGGUGAGGGUCUUGCAGCCUCGAGGGCAUUUUGGAUACGGACUACAGCUUUCUCCCUGCUCCCCACCCCAUACCCCCUGGCUCGUGCCAAUUACGGGGAACCAGCUCCCAACUCAGGGAAAAAAUAAUCAUCAUCUAUGUGUCUAUAUAUAAUUAAAUAUCCACAUCUACACCCUCCAUCUCUGAGGAGCAGCUGCAGAUUGGAAGGCCACCCUGGGGCGCAACCCUCGGCGGGGAGAGGUGUGGGGUGGGGAGAGCUUGGCAGAAAAAAAGGACAUUUCGCAGGGGGUCUCCUAGGACCACCCGUGAGAUUUGACCAAUACAUCCACAAGGUCAGGUGGCAACCCUGCGCGAAGAAGGGACUCUCGGGAUCUCUCAGGACAGACUGAUGCCAGGACCACCUCUCCCUACAAUAUGUGUGUGUGUGGCCAGAGGAGAUGGAGCGUAGACUGGUGCUUCAGCCACCCAGGGUCCGGUUCAGGCGGGGUCUUCCACUCUGGGCCAUCACCAGCAGCCUCGGUAGAGAGACCAGUGUCCCCCCACAGAGCCACUGGGUGUGUCUUCCUGGCCCUGUCCUCCUCUGCUCCUGAAAAGCCAAACGCUGACACCGCAAUACCAAUAAAAU